AUGAUGUUAGGACCACCAGCAACUCAAAAGAAGUCAACAACUGACGCAUCUUCUCCAGCGACAACGACAACGACAACGACACAGAAUAAGAUUGUUCCAAGAUCAUCUUAUGAUGUACCGAGGGAUAUUGGACCUGGAUUGCUCAAGUUCUGUUUGACACAUACAGACUCACCGAAUUUGAAAGAGACAGUGUUGACAGACCGUGACCCAAAGGAUUAUGAAUGGUUGCGCGCUGCAUUCGACAACUUGGAGGACGACGCCAAGAAGAUGACCAAGAUCAACGACAUACUCAAGAACCCCGAGUCCACACCUGGUCAGCGCUGCUCAUCACUGGACGCAUUGGAGUUCUUUAUCGAGGAUAUUGACAAUGCAGGCGACUACAUCAAGAUUGGUGGCGUGCCUAUUUUGUUGGACUUGAUCAAGGGCGAGGACAGGGACACGCGUGCCAGAGCAACGUUGUGUCUCUCAAUCAUCACACAGAAUGAGGAGUCGAUUCAAAAGUAUUUGAACCAGCUUGGCGUUGGCGACAUUAUAUUGGGACUGCUGAGCAGAGAGACCAACGCAUUAUGUCGCGAGAAGUUCCUCUCAUUGCUGAGUGCGCUGGGCGCCGCUGGACUCAUUGACAAGGACCAUCCCGAGAGAAUGGAAUCAUUGAUGAUGCUAUGUGUAUCAUUCCUCACACCAGAGGUCGACAUUUACAUCCCAUUGGAUAGCAGCACUGCCAACAACAACGCUGAAACAGUCAAGGAGACAUCAACAAAGCAUGUUGUUCCAAACAGUGUCACUGGAAUGAUCAAGGCAACACAUAUAUUGAGAAAGAUACUACAUCUGCAUCCGGCACUGAAGGCCAAGGCAAACGAGUGCGGCGUACUGGAGGCUUUGGUCGGCCUCGUGCACAGCUUCAACAACGCCAAAGUCACAGACUCUCACCAGGCCAUUCUGUGUGAGAAGUGCGAGGACACACUGCUCGAGCUGGUCAAGGGCAACCAAGACAAUCUGGUCGAGUGCAAGAAGCUCAGGCUGCUGGAUGAGGUUAGCGCGAGACUGAAAAGUCUUGACAAGUUCCAAGAGGAGUACGAGCAGGAGCUGACCGUGUUGCGCGCGCUAUCCAAUCUGUUGGUGCAA
Messenger RNA from Acytostelium subglobosum LB1, 1125 nucleotides. RefSeq lists its product as hypothetical. NCBI's taxonomy places the organism in Eukaryota, Evosea, Eumycetozoa, Acytosteliales, Acytosteliaceae. The transcript has a single exon. The record is from RefSeq and is a predicted model, not a curated record. The annotation marks the transcript as partial.